This is a messenger RNA of Pygocentrus nattereri (red-bellied piranha), 2020 nucleotides long. RefSeq names its product aldehyde dehydrogenase 8 family, member A1 (gene aldh8a1). Gene Ontology annotation, molecular function: retinal dehydrogenase (NAD+) activity. The transcript has 7 exons. The record is from RefSeq and is a predicted model, not a curated record. NCBI's taxonomy places the organism in Eukaryota, Metazoa, Chordata, Actinopteri, Characiformes, Serrasalmidae. The coding region runs from base 121 to 1581 and encodes 486 amino acids. Gene Ontology annotation, biological process: retinoic acid metabolic process.
CUGCAGGUGAUAUUAAACCAGCUGCAGAGGUGCAUUUCAUCCUGACUGCGUCGUGCUUUUGUCCUAUAGUGGCACUAAUUUUUGCUUUUGGCAUUCAAAUAAAGCCUAGCAGCUGCAGCAAUGUCGAACCAGGGUAAACUCGUGCUGGAAAACUACAUUGGUGGAAAGUUCUUGCCAUGCAAAAAACACAUAGAUUCAUUCAACCCUUCUAUUGGAGAAGUUUACUGCAGAGUGCCGGACAGCGGAGCUGAAGAGGUGGAGGCUGCAGUGACAGCAGCCAAAGAGGCGUUUCCUAGCUGGUCAGCGAAGAGUCCAGCAGAGAGAGCUCAGGUACUGAAUAAACUGGCUGACUUGCUGGAGGCUCGCCUGGAGGAGUUUGCCCAGGCUGAGUCUAAAGACCAGGGGAAGACGAUAACCGCUGCCCGAAAUGUUGAUAUCCCUCGUGCUGUAUAUAACUUCAGAUACUUUGCCUCAUCCAUCCUGUACCACACUACAGAAUGCAGUCAGAUGGACCACAUGGGCUGCGUUAAUUACACCAUCCGCUGCCCGGUGGGAGUGGCUGGUCUGAUUAGUCCAUGGAACCUGCCUCUGUACCUCCUCACCUGGAAGAUUGCACCAGCUGUUGCUCUGGGCAACACUGUGGUGGCUAAGCCCAGUGAGAUGACCUCAGUCACCGCCUGGAUGAUGUGUCAGCUACUGGAGGAGGCCGGCUUUCCACCUGGUGUGGUCAACAUAGUGUUUGGGACUGGUCCGCGUGCAGGUGAUGCUCUGGUGGCCCACCCUGAUGUGCCAUUAAUAUCGUUCACUGGCAGCACAUCUACAGCCAGAGUAAUAACAGAGCGCAGCGCCCCCCACUAUAAGAAGCUCUCGCUGGAACUCGGUGGCAAAAACCCAGCUGUUGUAUUCGCUGAUGCGGACCUGGAGGAGUGCAUCAGAACCACUGUGCGCUCCAGCUUCUCCAAUCAGGGAGAGAUCUGUCUGUGUACCAGCAGGAUCUUUGUUGAGCGAAGUAUUUACCCACAGUUCCUGGCAAAGUUUGUGGACGCGGCUCGACAGUGGAAAACUGGAGUGCCCUCUGACCCCUCCAACAACAACGGUGCACUAGUGAGCAAGGAGCACUUGGAGAAGGUCAGAGGCUAUGUGUUCUUGGCGCGGGCAGAGGGAGCCCAGGUGCAUUGUGGGGAGGGUGUCGACACUCUUAACCUGCCACCUCAAAAUGUGGGCGGUUACUUCAUGCUGCCCACCGUCAUAACUGAGGUAAAAGACUCCUCCCGAGUUAUGCAGGAAGAGAUAUUCGGCCCUGUCACCUGCCUGACCCCCUUCGAGAAGGAAGAAGAAGUGAUAGCACGUGCUAAUGGUGUGCGCUAUGGCCUGGCAGCCUCAGUGUGGUCGCGGGACGUGGGGCGAGUGCACCGGGUUGCUAAGCAACUGCAGGCUGGGAUGGUGUGGACCAAUUGCUGGAUGAUCAGAGAUUUGAACCUCCCGUUCGGGGGCAUGAAGUGUUCCGGCAUCGGGAGAGAAGGAGGGAAAGACUCCUAUCACUUCUUUACGGAGGUCAAGAGUAUCACAGUCAAACACUAAGUUACUGUCAGCACAAAUACUUUGUAGCUCUACCUUGCUGGUGUACAGUUAGAGACUGUAGCUUAUCUGUUAAAUGCUUUUUUGUGUCUAUGCAGUUUCUGACCACAGAUCUACUCUUGACUGGUUAUUUUUGGAUGGUGGUCCACUCUCAGUCUAACGGUGACACUGAUUAAUGUAAAAACUUGUGCCAGCACCACACACAUUACCAUGUCAGUGUCACUGCUGUGCUGAGAAUGAUCCACUGACAUGACAGAUAUUAUAGUUUGUAACUGUCCACCUUUAUAGGGGUCCAACAAGCUAAGGGGAGCUUAUAAAUGGCCAAUUAAUGUUUCAAAAAAUGUGGCCCAUAAGGAUAAGUACUCUUUAUUAGGUACAGUCCUAUGCAAAAAAAAAGACAGCAGCCUUAAAUUUAUUCCAGUCAAAAUGGCCAAUAAAUACA